CGGUAGUACAUUAGUAUCAUUCGGAACGCUCUGUACGCGCUGACAACGGUUUAGAUAAGACGAACAAUUUAAUCAACCGGUUACAACUAACAAGUAACAAGUUGCAAUCAGAACAGUUUUGAAUACAAUUAUCAAAACCGUGAAUAUUGAAUUUUGAUUAAUAGGCAAGUUAUUGAAUUAAAAUUUGUGGUGACCAUGUGGUGAUUUAAGCUAUUAAAAUCGAAAGCAAAUAAAAAAUUGAUAAAACCAAACAUAACACAGUGAAAACCAACAGUAAUCAGUCUUCAUAUUGAUAGAAUACAAAUCAUAAUCAACAACUAACACUAAAAAUGGCAUCUUUUCUUAAAUGGUACAGAUUUUACAGCCACACAUAUCCAAUACGGACCAAUCUCGUUCAAACAGGUAUAUUGUUUGGUCUCGGGGACUUAAUGGCUCAGAGUGCAGUAGAAAAGCGUAAACCCGAUGAAAUCGAUUGGUUACGUACUGUUCGCUAUGCAUCUAUUGGGUGUGCAGUCGGACCAACACUUACUAUGUGGUACAAAUCGUUGGACAGAUUAGGAACUAAAAACACUAUACCAAUAAUAGCUAAAAAAAUAUUAGUUGACCAAACGAUUGCAUCACCAAUUAUUAAUGGAGCUGUAAUGAUUAUGAGUAGAGUAUUCAGUGGUGAUGAAUGGCCACAAAUUCAAAAUAAAUUAGAAGACAACUAUGUGAAAGUUAUGCUUACUAGUUACUUGAUUUGGCCAGCUGUACAGACAUUUAAUUUCUCCAUUGUUCCACAACAAUACAGGGUUCUAACAGUACAAAUAGUUUCAUUAGCUUGGAAUACAUAUCUUUCAUUUAUGAGUGUGGGUGGUGAAAAAUCCAAAUAAUCAAAAUAUCAAAAAAUAUAUAUCAAUGCAUCUAAGGAUGUAUAAUUUUGUUUAUAAAUUUAAAUUUCUAAGUAUAUUUAAUGUAUCAUUUGUUGUUUGAAAUAUAUAUAAAUAUAUAAUUUUUUUUUUUUAAUAUGAAUCUAAUAUUUUCUUUUAUUCUUAAGGUGGAAAACUAUGAACGUAUAGUUUUAAUUUUAGUUGUAUCUUACCAUUUAUGUUAUUAAUAAAAUUGAUUGAAUCUUUAA
Molecule: messenger RNA, 1117 nt
Organism: Rhopalosiphum padi (bird cherry-oat aphid)
Lineage: Eukaryota; Metazoa; Arthropoda; Insecta; Hemiptera; Aphididae
Product: mpv17-like protein 2
Exons: 4
Coding region: 330-872 (180 amino acids)
Cellular component (GO): membrane; cytoplasm
Source: RefSeq, a predicted model, not a curated record